Eruca vesicaria subsp. sativa (arugula) is the source of this 762-nucleotide messenger RNA. NCBI's taxonomy places the organism in Eukaryota, Viridiplantae, Streptophyta, Magnoliopsida, Brassicales, Brassicaceae. The record is from the annotation of a GenBank genome assembly.
AUGGAUUUGGAAACUGAGAAUCGAAUAGCUUCGAUUCUGUUAAGAGAAGCAGCGGAAUUGAGGAGACAAGCUGAGAAAGACGGAGUCCGAGCUUAUCUUGAGAAGCCUAAUGUAAGGCAUCGACCUAACUCUAGGUUUCUCACUGCUACUGUUCUUGGUGUUCAACAAGCAAACAAAGCUGUAGAAACCGAUGAGAUGUGGAGGCUUAGGCGCGCAGAGAUUGAGUUUGAUGAGAGGCUCAAAAGAAAAUCAAGAGAAGAGAGCAGUAGUGGCCAGAGUGAACAGAACAACAGGAGGAGUUUUGUUAAGAGAUGCACGUCAGUUGAUGAGAAUGCUGCUCGUUCUUCACCAUCGUCAAGCCAAAGCAGAAACAAAAGAUGGCAACCCGAUGAUGAUGAUGAUGAUGGAAAAGGGUUGGGAGAUGUCGAGGUUGAGACUUUUCUGCAGUCAAGGGUUAAGCGUGGCAGAGGCUCCGUUGGUCCAAAGAUGGAUGAACCAUUUCCUUGUCUUCCUGCAACGGAACUGUCUAGAACUUCUGAUGCAGGAGAUCGCAAGUUAGUUGUACAGCCAGAGAGACGGCCUAUAAUGAGACAUAACACAGAUUCUUCUUCUUCUUCCGAUGAUGAAGCUCAUGGGCGUACUUAUAGAAAAAGAAAAGAGCAUAAGCAGAAACUUAGUAAGAGGCACAAGUCAAAAGACGAGAAAAGAGAUAGGAAGGAGAAGAGAAGGGAAAAGAAAAAGAGAAAACAUGAUAGGGACUAG